AUGGAGUAUAUUGCAUACACAGAUGCCAAACUUUAGUUUAUUGGAACUCGCAAGCACUUCUUUAGGGAUAAAUAAUAUUACGUGAGUGUUUUUGAGGAUUAUUUUGUCAUGGGCAUUGUAAAUCAUUCCACCCUUAUAAAAUAGACAAGUGAUGCGCAAUCGCCAAAGUACAAAGUCAACAUUGAUCUCAAUAUUAAAUUGAGUUGGGACUUGAAAAAACAGAAAAACAAUAUAAUUAUUUAAUCUUUUGCUUUUCCAUACAACAAUUCAUACAAGACUCUUUAUGCUGACCACAACGAUUUGAUGAAAUUCAAAGAGCUUCUUGGUCUCUCAGUAACAUACGAAGGCAUAGGCGAUCUCUAUAUUCCAAUUUUAUAAAUUGGGAAGGGAAGUUCGGCUAAAUGCUCAAAAUAUUUUGGAUUAAAACACGUAUGCAAUAAAGGCUAUCGAGAAGUCGUUUUUAAACUAAACGGAAAAAGGACAGGGCUUGGUACUUUAACUCGACUUAUGAACUAGGCAGCUUAUAAAAUGGAAGUGCGGAUUCUCAAAAUCCUCUCUCCGUAUUCUUAGAGCUUUCUUAAUUUAAAGGAGAUAUACGAAGGAGAUCAAACAUACUAUUUGGUAACAGAUUACUUGGAGGGAGCCAGUCUGAGUGAAGAAAUCGAGAGAGCAAAAAAUCUCCCUGAUCGUAGAUUGCCAAUCCAAACUAUUAAAAUAUUAAUGUACAAAUUAUUAUCAAAUUUAGCAUUGCUACAUGAAAAUAAAAUUAUUCACAGAGAUCUCAAACCUGACAAUCUGAUGUUUGCUAAAAAAAAUGACUACUCUUCAUUGGUUCUGGUGGACUUCGGAUUGGCCACUCUAGAAAAUCUUGAAAAGUAUACAAAUCAAGAGAAUAUUAGAUUUCUAUUUCCCAAAUGUGGAACUCCAGGGUACGUGGCUCCAGAAGUUCUUAAUUUAAACCCCGAGAAUAAAUACACUACCAAAGUAGAUAUCUUUAGUAGUGGGUGUAUUCUUUAUAAAUUGUUAACUGGAAAAAGCGUAUUUGGAGGCAAAACAUUUGAUGAUGUGUUGAGAUCAAACAAGAAAUGCUUCAUUGAUUUGGAUCUUCCUCCUGAUCACAUUUAUUUGACAGAUCUUUCUCUUAAUUUAUUGAGUUAAUUAUUAAACAAAAAUGCAAAGUCAAGAAUAACUGCUAGAUAAGCACUUCGACAUCCUUUUUUUGAUUAAAUCAACGAAUAAAGCACUUAAGUGUUGUCCUCUUUUGCAACCAACAUGAAGUUUAGUCAUAAUGGGAACUUAAAUAUAUAAUGUGAAGAAUAGAUGUCCAAAUAUGAAAUAGAAGAGAAUCAGGUAAAUUGUGAAAUGAAGGAAGAGGAAUAGAAUACUAUUUCAAUUCCUGCAACAAAACGAUGCUCUUUAAUGAAUGAGUUCCAAUCUUCGUCUAGGUCUCCAACUAAAUUGUAUUAAAAAGAACCCUCAUCUACAAUAAGGUGCUUUAAACUGUUUGACUUGGCUAGUCCUAGGGGAGAUUCAAAUGAAAUUGAAGGUGAAUGA
This is a messenger RNA of Paramecium tetraurelia, 1554 nucleotides long. RefSeq lists its product as uncharacterized. The transcript is spliced from 6 exons. NCBI's taxonomy places the organism in Eukaryota, Ciliophora, Oligohymenophorea, Peniculida, Parameciidae. Gene Ontology annotation, biological process: mitotic DNA damage checkpoint signaling; protein phosphorylation. Gene Ontology annotation, molecular function: protein serine/threonine kinase activity; ATP binding. The record is from RefSeq and is a predicted model, not a curated record. Gene Ontology annotation, cellular component: cytoplasm; nucleus.